Messenger RNA from Spinacia oleracea (spinach), 2557 nucleotides. RefSeq lists its product as uncharacterized. NCBI's taxonomy places the organism in Eukaryota, Viridiplantae, Streptophyta, Magnoliopsida, Caryophyllales, Amaranthaceae. The coding region runs from base 842 to 2203 and encodes 453 amino acids. The transcript has 13 exons. Gene Ontology annotation, cellular component: nucleus. The record is from RefSeq and is a predicted model, not a curated record. Gene Ontology annotation, biological process: mRNA processing. Gene Ontology annotation, molecular function: RNA binding.
UUAAGAAUUUUUCUUAUCCUCCACCUCUCGGCACAGUGCUUAAUUUCAUUUAUUCUGUUGCAGACAUGCUGUUAAGGGAGUGAUGGGCUUUGCUUAGGAGAUGCACUUCAUCUUCUGAUUCCUGUGGGAUUAACAGUGUUCACUUGGCUAACAGGGCUUGCAAAAUAGCAGGACUAUUAUGUUCUAACAAAUUGUUUAAUGACUUAAUAUCAAUCCUUAGGCUAUUGAAUUCAUAUGGUAUACUAUUUGGAGGUUCUCCUUAAAUCCUUUUCCCAUUUAAGUAGUUCAAAGAUUUACUCCAUGCUCUAUUCACUACUAGACACUUGACAAUGGCGUUGCUGCCAGCCUGUCACCAGCGAGAUGUUUUCAGGACUUAUUCACGAUAGUACCUACCUAAUUCUUCUUGUUGGUCAGCCCUUUGAAGUCCGUUCUCCCAAUGAACCCAUUUUGUCUGCUCUUUGAAUGUAUUGUUUGGGUUUUCUACUUUCACCUGUUUGUAUGCUGUAGGCAUUGCUCACCAAUAAGGUUAACCUGGCAGAUUGAAUGGUGCUUGUUUGGGUUGCCCGAGGAAAUCUUUUGGGCUCUUUCCACGUAGAUAGUAAAAUUACCUAUAGCCUCUCAGCCCUCACCCGCUCCCAAAAAUGAUUCUUCAUAAACAAAAAUGCUGCAUCCCUAGUUCUUUAGAAAUUUAUUUGAAAAUUCCCUUGCUCUUGAUGUCCAUGUCCUUGUGUUUGAACAGGGCUUGGUCGACUUUUAUGCGAGUAGUGGAGCAGAUUGCUGCUAUUUCAAGAUCUCUUUAUUGCUAUAAUAAUUUUAAACAUCCUUGCUGGUCCGAUGGUUUAUGUUUAUUAUAUCAAUUGGAUUAGGACUUGACUUUUUCUUCAUAGGUUUUAACCCAGUGAAGUGUUUGUCUCAGUUUCUGCCUUCUUUCCCCCCCGAUCUUGCUCUUCUUAAGUUAAGUUAUUUGAGUGUUUUUAUUUUCUGCAGACGUCACAAGGAAAAGAAGGACGAAACAACUGAACCAGAGGCUGACCCUGAAAGAGAUCAGAGGACAGUUUUUGCUUAUCAGCUCCCUCUAAGGGCGGAUGAAAGGGACAUUUUUGAAUUUUUCUCUAGAGCAGGCAAGGUUCGAGAUGUACGGCUCAUCAUGGAUCGUAAUUCUAGACGUUCGAAGGGAGUUGGGUAUAUUGAGUUCUACGAUGUUAUGUCAGUUCCAAUGGCUAUAGCUAUGUCUGGGCAACUUAUCCGUGGUCAACCAAUCAUGGUUAAACCCUCUGAAGCAGAGAAGAACCUGGUUCAGUCUACAUCUACUACCGCUGCAGGUCUCACUGUUUCAGGGGCUGCAAGGAGGUUAUAUGUGGGAAAUUUAGUUCCUAACAUUACGGAAGAUCAGCUACGUGUGGUUUUUGAAUCAUUUGGGAUUAUAGAGCUGGUGCAGUUACCUCGUGAUGAAGCAGGUCUCUGUAAGGGUUUUGCUUUUGUCCAGUUUGCACGUCUUGAAGAUGCCAAGUCUGCUCAAGUUUUAAAUGGACAACUUGAUAUUGGUGGUCGGGUUAUGAAGGUUUCAGCUGUUACUGAUCAACCUGGAAUGCAAGAUGCAGGGGCAACUACUGGUGAUUUAGAUGAUGAUGAAGGCGGUGGCUUGGCUUUAAAUGCAAGUUCCCGAGCACUCCUCAUGCAAAAGUUGGAUCGCAGCGGCAAUGCUACAGGUGUUGCUGGUUCACUUGCCUCCUCAGCUGUUAAUAGCGGAGGUCUUUCUAUGGCGUCUAUGCCACUUCCAGGGGCUCCUGGAAUUUCUCCUUUGGUCGCUCCUCUCAUGCAGCCUUCUGUUUCUUCUCUUGGGGGAUUACCUGGUUCUGGUCUUUCUGCUGCUCCAGGCACUCUCUCAAUGGUUGAUACCAUGGGCGUCCCCAGCGAAUGUCUUUUGUUGAAAAAUAUGUUUGAUCCCAGCCUGGAGACUGAACCAGAUUUCGAUCUGGACAUAAAGGAGGAUGUGCAGGAUGAGUGUACGAAGUUUGGGCCACUGAAGCACAUCUUUGUAGACAAGAAUACCGAAGGAUAUGUAUACUUGAAGUUUGAUAAUACCCAAUCAGCAAUGAACGCACAACGUGCACUACAUGGCAGAUGGUUUGCGGGGAAAAUGAUCAGUGCAACAUACAUGCUUCCUCUAGAAUACGAGGCUAAAUUUCCAGAAAGCAGAUGAGAAAGUAUGUUGUGGAGUUGCAGUAUUUGUGACCGAGCUAAAGAUAUCCGGAAGAUGAUUGGAGUCGUCUUCCGGUACCUGUAGAGAAAGCCUCAGGCAAUUAUUAGGAUCAUUUUCUUUAAUUUAUUUUUUGUGAUCUUUAGUAGGUUGGUCCUUCUGGUUAAGGUCCGGCAGGAGUACUUUUAUUAUUCCAAAUGUAGCGAGAAUAGAUUGAUAGGUUGGAUUUGUUAAAGACUAUUGUUUUUCACAAAGUUUAUUUAGAAUUUUUGUUAUACCAAGGGUCUGAAUACUUGUGACCAAAUUUGCCAUGUACUCAUUUCUCAAAUUUUGUAUAAUUGCUUAUAUUUCCUGCAA